UAGGCCCGGACAUAUUUUGGUAUCGCUGCAGAUGUUAUUCUCCGGCCGUUAUCAUUUUGGCCAGCUCCCCACAAGACCGGAAAAAGGCCAGACACACAGGGAGAAUGACAGGAUUCAAGGCCGUUGGUGGAUUUCUCUCAGAGUGCCUCGUCAGACGUUCGGCCUCGCGGCAGGAUUGAACGCGAGUCGUUACACUAUAGCCUACCUGGGUAGGUAUCCGAGUGGAAAGAUCCGGGAUGUAGAGCUUGCGGACAGACAGCUCCUUUUACAAAACCUACUUCAUUUGCAUCCCAUGACGGUCCAAGUUAUUGCUGUCCACUAUUUCUGCUGCGUUUACUUCAAGCUUCAUCCUCUACACUGCUCACUUGGCAACCCAAAGCUUCUCUAAGUCAAAGCUUCUUCAAUACAAUUUCCUCCUAUUUCGACUUACGCGCAUACAUCUCGACAAUACACCAACAUACACGAUGGCUUCUGCUUGGACUGCUCCGGAUGUCACAAAACGACCCGUCGCCAUCAUUGGCGGAGGCGUCCUUGGCCGUCGUUUAUGCAUGAUGUGGGCUUCUACAGGCAACGAAGUGGUGCUCUAUGAGCGGGUUCCCGAGGUUGCUGCUGCCGCAACGGAAUAUGUCAAGGAGAACAUAGAUACACAGGUUGAGGUCGUCAAGGGCAAACGUGGGGUGGUACGCGUAGCUUCGUCAUUGGAAGACGCCGUUCAAAACGCCUGGAUGGUGAUCGAAGCCGUCCCAGAGCGCCUCGAGAUCAAAAUCCCAUUGUUCGGCGAAUUGGAUAAAAUCACCCUACCAGACUGCAUCUUGGCGACCAAUUCAUCCUCCUACAAGUCCAGCGAAAUGAUUGAGAAGGUCGAAAAGAAGUAUCGGGUCUGCAAUACACAUUACUUCAUGCCGCCCGUGAUGAACCCCGUCGAGAUCAUGACGUGCGGACACACCGAUCCCGCUAUCAUUCAGCACCUGAUGGAAGCGGCGAAGACGGUGGGAUUCACUCCAAUACAUGCGAAGGUCGAGUCUACCGGAUUCAUUUUCAACCGCAUCUGGGCGGCAAUGAAGCGCGAGAGUCUGCUGGUCAUCAAAGAAGGCGUCGCAACACCUGAGGAUAUCGACGCCAUAUUCGUCGCAAACUUCGCGGCCAAUACUGGCAUCUGCGAACUCAUGGACAGGGUUGGUUUAGAUACUGUCUACAACAUCGAGAAGCACUACGUGGAUGAGAGGAAGUUGUCAGGUGCAACGAUAGACUGGUUGAAAGAAAACUACCUGGACAAAGGCAACUUGGGAAACAAAACGGGGAAAGGGUUAUUGAGAAAAUGAGCUGUCAUAUACAGAAAGUCGUUUUGAUAUUAGUGCUCAGAAGAUUUAUUUGAAUCAAGUCAUUCAUUAACUGGUGCCCGUUGAAAUUCCCUGCGAGUGACUGUCGGAGCCUACCCCUUUUCAACUGGCGG
Messenger RNA from Amorphotheca resinae ATCC 22711, 1453 nucleotides. RefSeq lists its product as hypothetical. Gene Ontology annotation, molecular function: NAD+ binding; oxidoreductase activity, acting on the CH-OH group of donors, NAD or NADP as acceptor. Gene Ontology annotation, biological process: fatty acid metabolic process. NCBI's taxonomy places the organism in Eukaryota, Fungi, Ascomycota, Leotiomycetes, Helotiales, Amorphothecaceae. Bases 465 to 1322 code for a protein of 285 amino acids. The transcript has a single exon. The record is from RefSeq and is a predicted model, not a curated record.